GGGGGAUCAGAAUUAUCUCCUGGACGAUCGUAAUACGUACUCGACCAUGUUGCUGGAGGUAGGGCGCUUCGUGUUCCUGGCGCUUACAGAUGCGGCGAUGCUACCGGCGCUGGACGUGAUGAAGCGUAAUCGCCGCCACUUUGAGUUGUUCAUCGGCGUGCUGCAACUCAUUGUGUCCUUCAGCUUUAAUGCUGCUGAAGCUUUUGCCACGCAGCUGUUCCUCAGAGAGGAUCAGUGGCACUUUAUAUCCGACGUGGUGUCCAUUUCGUACUUCCUGCUGCUCUGCGUGCACCUCAUGGGCUACAAGGACGAGAACCAUAACAUUGUGCUGCGCUACGUAGCGUUUGCGGGUGCGUGGCUGUUCAAGACGAAGGACGGAUGGGACUCGACGCUUUACGAGGGGAUUCUCGUUGUCUGCUACCUGCUGCUUCUAGUAUACCGUCGCGUUGUCACGCCUACCGGCGACAUUUCCCCAUUGAACAAGCAGAACGCAAUAUAUGCAGUCGGGUGUCUAGCUGGAGCGACUAUCGUGGGCUUUAUCGCCAUCUUCUUCGAGAACGACGAGAGCCACACAGCUCUGGGAUUCGCCAAGGGCGUCAUGCACGUGAUGGGCGGUGCAGCUUUCUACUACGCGUGGCUGUCUGUUCCCUGUAUGGAUUCCAAGAAGGAUGACAUCAUCCCCACGCACAGUUCGUUCGUGUAGUGCAACUCCGUAAACGAGAACGUCUUUAUUUUUUCGCUUCUCGUUACUCGGUUUGUUUCAAGAACAAUUCAUAGAGCGUCCCAAUCGGCUCUACGUCGGUCUUUUUCGAGAUCUACAGAGUAGAAAUGUCCGGUGUUAAGGUCAAAUAAAGAGACAUUGAAUGUGCUUGAACACUGUACCUGUCUUCCGUGAGCUCGCUCGAAGUACGUUGCGUACAGUGUGAGCUGUACAUGCAAUGAUGUGAGGAAC
Molecule: messenger RNA, 952 nt
Organism: Phytophthora nicotianae INRA-310
Lineage: Eukaryota; Oomycota; Peronosporomycetes; Peronosporales; Peronosporaceae
Exons: 1
Coding region: 47-703 (218 amino acids)
Cellular component (GO): membrane
Source: RefSeq, a predicted model, not a curated record